AUGGGAAAUACCUAAAACAAUAUUGUGUGCUCAGAUUGUAGCGCUAUACAGAUAGAAGAUGCUUCUCUAGAAAACUAGAGAUCUAAUUUUCAAAUGACAAGACUGAGACAUUUCAGCCACUAUUCAAGAGAUUUUUAAGUUGAAUAAAAGUAUAAUAGGAUUAAGCAAAAUAAACCCAACUUUAGAUUAAACUUAGAAUUAAUAUAUCCUGAAUAUCUUUAAGAUAAAAGAGAGGAACUUUUAGUAAAAAGCGGUAUCUAAAAACCUUAGUAGCAGAUUGAUUUAAAUGCUGAGACUAUCAAAAAAUCCUACAAAGUUGGAAAUCUGAAAAUAACUACUUAAAUAAAAUCAUAGAUACUAGAGUAAAUUUAAAUUAAUUAGGAUUGCACUUAAGAUGAUUAGAAAAUAUAAGAAAGAACUCAUUAAGUAGAUGCAUUUUUAAUGUUUGUAGAUUGUCUUUCAGAUUUCACUUAAAUUAAUAAUACAAUUGACCUUAUUAAUAAAUACUGUAAGAGCGAAGCACUGAUCUUUUUGAUUGCUGCUAAAUAAAACCCUUCUUAGUCCUUUUUAAACGAGUCUAAUAAUAAGGAAUAGAUAAAAUAAUAAGAAGAUAUUGAAAACAAAGAAUAAACCUAAGGAGAUCAGCUAACAUAGUCAAAAAUAAUGCAGCAAUAGAAGUCAAAUCUUUUUUAAUCAUUUGUAUAAUCAGACUAGCAAGGAUAAAAAAUUUAGUCCUUUUAAUCUAAUAUAAAAAAUAUAAUAGAGAGUACAAAUAAUACUGACUUUAUUUGCAUUAAUUAUGAAUCAGUAGAAAACAUGAAUUAAAAAUUUGAGAAUAUGCUAAGCUAAUGUAUAUACUCAUAAGAUUCCAGACUUAGAAUUACAUACCUCUGA
This is a messenger RNA of Tetrahymena thermophila SB210, 894 nucleotides long. RefSeq lists its product as hypothetical. Lineage: Eukaryota; Ciliophora; Oligohymenophorea; Hymenostomatida; Tetrahymenidae. The transcript has a single exon. The record is from RefSeq and is a predicted model, not a curated record.